Molecule: messenger RNA, 2049 nt
Organism: Oikopleura dioica
Lineage: Eukaryota; Metazoa; Chordata; Appendicularia; Copelata; Oikopleuridae
Source: the annotation of a GenBank genome assembly
AUGCGGUUAGAAAUCGUAUUGAGUUCAUUUUUUUGUCUCGUGAAUGCCGUUGCAGAUCCUUGGAAAACUCUAGGAGUCAGUAGAAGCGCCUCGACGAAAGAAAUCAAAUCUGCGUACAAAAAGCUCGCAAAAGAGUGGCAUCCAGAUGUAAACAAGUCACCAGAAGCGGAAGAUCGUUUCGUCGACAUUGCUGAAGCAUAUCAGAUUUUAACGGACGACGAUAAGCGUCGAGAAUGGGAGUCUUCUCAGAACUCCGGCUUUGGCUCUUCUUUCCGUCGCUCAACCAAAGGAUCUCGCUGGAGCGGUGGCUUUUCGCCUGAUGAUUUGUUCGAUCAGUUUUUCGGGCAGUCUAAUUUUGGCGAAGAUGGAGUCUCAACGAGGGAUUUUUUCAAUAAUAUCCUGAAGAAGACGAACAGGAGUCCGCAUGUUUUCUUAUUCACAUCGCCUUGGUGUUUUGAAUGCAGAAGAGCGAAGCAAGUCUUUUCUCAGGUAGAACCUGAGCUUCGAAAAUGGGGCUUUGGCACUGGAAAAGUCAAUGCGAAUGUAUAUGCCAAGCUGAAUGACUUCAUGAACGUCCAAAAAGUACCAUCUGUUGUUGUGGUUUACAACGAGAAUCCGUAUCCAGUUCCUCUUGCGGAUCUUUAUCGUGGAUCACAGCCGCUCAAGGAGUUCUGUGAGAAUUUAGCGAGCAGCUCAGUUGUUAUCGAAGAAUUAUCGACGAAGGAAAAAGCAGAGAACUUCAUGAACCAGUACAAAAAGACUAUGAGGCCGCGCAUCUGGCUUGUAACGGAGAAAGAUACGGUCGCUGGAAUGUUUUCUUCAAUCGCGAGUCAGUUUCGAGGAGAAAUCGACUUUGCCUAUUCAAAAUUUAACGAUGAUGCGAUCAACAUGAUCAGAGUCUCGCUUAAAAUCUCAGAGCCUUCUCUUGUGUUCUUCACAGAACAAAACACGCCAUCCGAAAUCAUUCCAAUCAACAAGCUCAAGUAUCAUGGUGGCAUCUUGGAAAAAAUUAAAAAGUACAGGACUCUGGAACUCACUAGAAUCGCUCAUCCUGAGCAAUUCACUACGCGCUGCGAAGUACAUACAUCUGGAGAUUCUCCGCCACUCUGCCUCAUUUUCGUUCAUCAUGGUUCUCUUGAAGACCCAGUUGUGAGCAACUUCGCCAAAUGGACCGCUCAACAUGCUAAAGAAAUGAAAUCGGAGGCUGUCAUCAAUAUCAUGUCCGGCGAUAAUCAGUGUCACUUUUCGAAAAUGAUUGGAACGGACGGAAAGUCAGCUGCUGUCAUCGUUCAGCGACUUUCAACUGGGUUGAGAUUCCUAAAGAUCCCGCACUCUGAAAGUUUUGAGGGAUUCACUGCCGCAGCGUGGAAGGCUAUCUUCAGCAAGCAAGACUACUCAUUUGCAUCAUUCGUGAAUAUCGUCGAUGAAGAUCAGGAUCAGACUUUCUUCGGAAGCACCUAUCGCUACAUUUGGAAAUCAUGGAGGAGAAUUCGCCACUUUGAAGAGGAAGAACUGCUUCUUUACAUUUGUGCUCCGUUGGCUAUCAUUAUGCUCACCGCUUCGUUUUUCAUGACCGCAAAUGCUGAAACAAACCCAAGGAGGCCUCGAGUCACCAAAAGAGAGCGGCAAUCUGCAGCUGACUUACCUCUCAGACCUUUGAAGAAAUUAGAGAAGGAUGAGAUCAGCAAUUUUCUGACGGAAAAAGUAAAGUUUAUCGUCGUCCUUGUUAUCUCCGAUAAUAACCAAAGCGAAGCUGAACGAGAUGUAAUGGUUGAAAUGACGCGCCAAUUUGCGAUAAAAAUUCAGGAAUUUAAAUGCGAUCCGCAUAUUCCCGACUUUUUCUGUAUCAAAAAAGGAAAUGUUGGCGAGCAAUUAGCGUCAAAUCUCGACCUUAUUCCGGGAACCGUUCUCGCGUUAGGAGCGAACUGGUGGGCUGGAUACCAGAUUGAUCAAGACGAUGACAUUUAUAUGGACAAUAUUUUGCCAAAUGUCGAGCACUGGCUAGCGAGGUUGCAAGAAGGUGCUAUUAAAAGACAGCGUUACAAAUAA